Adineta steineri is the source of this 1534-nucleotide messenger RNA. The record is from the annotation of a GenBank genome assembly. NCBI's taxonomy places the organism in Eukaryota, Metazoa, Rotifera, Eurotatoria, Adinetida, Adinetidae.
CAAUACCAACAGAAGAUGAUGAAUCAUUGCAAUAUAUUGAUUAUAGUGUACAUGAGCAUCUACUUGACAUGACAACAUCUCGUGAAUUUUGGUAUUUGCAAUUAGAAGAAUACAAUUUGGAAUAUCGAUUAUUAUUACCAGUUGAUCGACAUCGUUUGUCUGAUAAUCAUCGAUCGAGUUCUGCUUGUACUACUCAAAUCUCUUUUGACAAUGAAAUAACACAAGUAUUUCUUGAUUAUGCUUCUAUACAUCAUGUGACACCAUUUCAGUUGGCUCUGAGUAUAUUAUAUGCUUUUCUUUUCAAGUUAACGCAUGGUGAAAAUGAUUUAUGUAUUUCUUGUCUUAAUGCUAAUCGGUACAGAACUGAGCUGCAGAAUAUAAUGGGAAUGUUUAUUUCAACACUGCCACAUCGUAUUCAAGUUGAUCUACAUUGGUCAUUUGAUGAACUUGUUGAAUAUGUACGAGAGAAAUGUUCAUCAAUUCUUGAACAUUCACAUUAUCCACUUCAACAUAUUCUUGCUAAUUUACAUAUUAAUCAAUCAAAUGUAUCAUUUCUUGAAACAAUGUAUGACUUUAUAACUAUAUCGUCACAUAGCGAUGAAUUAUCUUUGGAUGGAGCAGAUUUUAGACACGUUUCAUUCGAACAAUCGUUUGAAGUGGCUAAGUUUGAUUUUAUGUUAAUGUUUGUCUAUAACCCAAUGUCGGAAAAUAAUAGAUUAUCAUUUCGUUUAACUUGUUCACAUGAUCUGUUUGAUGGAAUCACAGUUACAAAUAUAGGUCGAAGAUUAGAAUAUUGUUUUCAACAACUUUUCUCAUCGAAUGAAAAAUUGAAUCGAAUUGAUACAUGUUUUACUUCUAUAUCCGAAUUUGAUCUUAUUUUACCAGAAGAAACUCAAGAACUGGAAGAAACUAUCUUUGGUCGACAAUCACAUAUAAUGAACGAAGCACCAGCAUCCUAUGCACAAACUCGUAUCUGGCUUGAUGAAAGAAUUUGUUUUGAUCUCGAAAAACUACAAGUAGUCAUCUACAAUAUGCUUUUCGUUUAUCGUCUCACAAAUCAACAUUCUCUAUCAAAACAACAACUUCGUAAUGCUUUUAAUCUAGUUCUAAUCAAACAUCAAUCACUUCAUACAUCACUUUUCUUCGAUACAGAAAAGAAUCUAGUCAUGCAACGAAUCAUUGAUAUGAAUGACAACAGUAGACAAAUUUUUACAUUUAUUGAAAGCGCUUAUGAAACAGAUGAACAACUCAAUGCUAUCAUCGAAAAUGAGAAAUGUAAUCCUGAUCUUUUUGAUCUUGCUCAAGGUAUUGUCUUUCGAUGUCAUAUUAUCUACUAUCAACAAAUCUCUUCAAACAACAUUCUUUCCGACAAAGAUAUAAUUACCUUCAAUUUCCAUCAUGCUUUCUUUGAUUAUCCAUCAAUGGAUAUAUUUCUUCAUGAUCUCGAUCGAGCCUACAAAAUAGAUGAACUAACAACUGAUAAUGCGACUACUCUACGUUAUAUCGAUUGUAAGUAUAUUCAAUUUCUUGUUCU